AUGUACAAGCUGAAAGCCGAAUCUGGUCUUUCUGAUACUGGGUUUGAUAACUUCAUGAGGGAAUUCCAAAAUAUGCUGCCAAAUGGAAAUAGUUUUCCCGAGUCACUGUCCACAGUAAAAAAGACACUUAAACACUUUGACUUAGGGUAUGAGAAGAUUGAUGCAUGCAUCAAUGACUGUUGCUUGUAUAGGGGAAAGGAGUACGAGAACUUACAAAAAUGUCCUAAAUGUGAUGUUUCAAGCCAGGAUGGGAAAAUGCGUCAUCCAGUAGAUUCAAAUUGUUGGAGUACAGUAGACAAAAAAUGGCCUACUUUUGCAUCUGAUCCAAGGAAUUUGAGAUUUGGACUUGCAACUGAUGGGUUCAAUCUGUUCAGCCCUAGACAACCAGGAAACGACAUUGACAUAUAUUUGCAGCCACUUGUAGAUGACUUAAAAAAGCUGUGGGAUGGUGUGGAUAUGUAUGAUGUCUAUACUAAAGCCAUGUUUAACCUUAGAGCUAUCUUAUUGUGGACUAUUAAUGACUUUCCAGCAUAUGGCAAUUUAUCCGGGUUAACCACAAAGGGAGAAUUUGCUUGUCCUAUAUGUGGUCCUGAUACUUGCUCUCAUUGGCUACCACUUGCAAAGAAGAUUGUUUACUUGGAUAAUAGACGUUUUCUUUCUUCUAACCAUGUUUUCCGCUCUAAACAUAAGUGGUUCAAUGGAAGAAAGGAGAGAAGGGAACUGCUUGUGCGCCAUAAUUUGGAUGUCAUGCAUAUUGAAAAGAAUGUGUGUGAGAGUGUUUUAGAAACUAUCUUAGAUGUGAAGGGAAAAUUUAAAAUUGGGGCAGCUUCACGUAGAGAUCUUGAGUUACAAGAACUUAUGGAUGAUGUUCCAGUAGAAGAAAGAGUGGAUAAGCUGGAUAUGAAAGAAUGCAAAAUUCUUGGACUCAAGUCCCAUGAUCAUCAUGUCUUGAUGCAACAACUUUUUUCUGUUGCUGUGAAGGGGUUUCUACCUAUACAUAAGGUCCUUAAAGGUUAUGUUAGGAAUCGUGCAGCUCCAAAAGGAAGUAUUGCAGAAAACUACCUAGCAGAUGAGUGUGUUCGGUUUUGUAGUCGGUACAUGAAGCACUCAUCUGUGUUUAGUAGUAAACGAAAACGAAAUGAUGUCAUUGAAGACGACACAAUAAUUGAAGGAUCAACACUUCUAAAAGGUCGAUCUGUACAAUUGACUGAUGAAAUGCACAAGGCUGUGCAUCUCUGUGUGCUUAACAACAGUCAAGAAGUUAUACCUUACAUUGAGGUUCAUAAGGAAGAGUUAAAGUGCUUAGAUCAACGGUUGAGAAUUGAUUCAAAGUUGCUAGAGAAAGUGCAUAUGGAGAAAUUUGUCGAAUGGUUACAAGCUAAGAUUCAACUUGAAGUUGGUAGUACUUGUCUCGAGUCUGAUGAAACGCUCUCUUACCUUGUAAAAGGGCCAAGGUGUUGUGCAAUGUCUCACCCUGGUUAUAUUAUUAAUAGAAAACGCUUCCAUACUAUUGAAGCUAAAGUUUCUACGCAAGAUUAUGGUGUACAUAUUGAAGAAGAUACAUCAUCCAAUUAUUAUGGGAUUAUUAGACAAAUUUUGGUCUUGGAUUUUUACAAGUUUCGGUUGGCUGUAUUCCUUUGUGAUUGGGCCAACAUGGCUUUUGGUGUGAAGAAAGUAGAUGGAUUCACUUUAGUUAACCUUCAUGAGGGUUUAAGUAAAAAAGAUCCAUUCAUCUUAGCCUCACAUGCCCAACAAGUGUUUUACUCUAGAGAUAAUGAAAAAUCCAGCUAG
This is a messenger RNA of Fragaria vesca subsp. vesca, 1791 nucleotides long. RefSeq lists its product as uncharacterized. NCBI's taxonomy places the organism in Eukaryota, Viridiplantae, Streptophyta, Magnoliopsida, Rosales, Rosaceae. The record is from RefSeq and is a predicted model, not a curated record. The transcript is spliced from 8 exons. The coding region runs from base 1 to 1791 and encodes 596 amino acids.